CGUUCGUAAUAUGAUCAUAUGAAUUAAAGGUCGAAGAGAAGAAUAUUUAUUUGAUCCUGGACUACUUCAUGUUGUGGAGGGUAGGACGGGAGUUCCUAAAUUGCCUUCUGGUUGCCACGCACGCCCUUUGUCACUAAGAGAUAUUAAUAAGAACUACGUUCGUUUACUGCUGCAAGGAGAAAACUCCUGCCCUGUCAGUGUAGAAAAACUAGUGAAGAAGAAUAGUGUAAUUGGCACCGUCACACUCGUCAUUGAAAUGAAAUUUAUUCACACUUUGGGGCUUCGUGGUCGUGUCACAGAUCUGGUAGUCGACACAAAAAGUCGCGGCUGUGGGGUAGGGACGGCACUUGCAAAGUACGCUCUGGAGUUGGCUCGAGAUCUCGGAAUUUAUAAAGUUUCAAUGGCUUGUGUGGAUAGUUUGGUUACCUUUGCAGAAGGAAGUGGAUUCCCAAAGGAUGUGGGGAAUAAUGUAAUGAGCCAACAGUUUGAGUUUUAUCAUGGAGAUGAAGAGCCGUCUUGCUACUUUAAGCCUGGAAGUACCGAGUUGUUCAGAAAUGAGAUUUUGCACCAAGAGGAUCUCUUGAACCUGGAGGCACCGCCAAACAUUUCAAUAAGGCCUUUACACGUAGAUGAUUGGGAUAAGGGUUACUUAAGUUUGUUGGGACAGCUUACGGUAGUUGGGAAUGUUUCAAAAACAGAUUUUGAAGAACGCACAAAGGAAAUCGUAGCCAGCGGAACUUUGUAUGUGGACAAACACGGCUGUGAACAUUGUGGGCACUUUGAAGAUCUAGUAGUUGAUGCUGAUUUCCGUCGUAUGAGGUUGGGGCGCUACCUCUGUUUAUAUUUUCGUAAAAUGGCAUAUCUACUUGGGCUACAUCGAAUAGUGUUAGAAUGUCGUGAUGAAUUGCUUGGAUGGUAUGAGAGUUUUGGAUACAAAAGGGCUGCAAACCUCAUGACUUAUAAAUUCGAUAUGUAAUU
Messenger RNA from Enterobius vermicularis (human pinworm), 978 nucleotides. NCBI's taxonomy places the organism in Eukaryota, Metazoa, Nematoda, Chromadorea, Rhabditida, Oxyuridae. The record is from the annotation of a GenBank genome assembly.